This is a messenger RNA of Medioppia subpectinata, 2054 nucleotides long. The record is from the annotation of a GenBank genome assembly. Lineage: Eukaryota; Metazoa; Arthropoda; Arachnida; Sarcoptiformes; Oppiidae.
AUGACCUGGGCCUCUAAGUCUUGUCCGACAGACACACAAACGCCGAUCGACCCGAAGACCAGACCUAUUGAGUGCCACAACAGCGCCGAAGACAUCGACAAUAUUGUGGACCAUUGCAGACAAUUGACGAUAACUGCGGGUAAUCUGGCAUUUGCUCAACACAUCGACCACCGAAAGGGCGACCGCUUGUCAUCGAUGUCUUCGUCUCAACCGAAUCGCAACCAAAAGAUUCCGAUCGCGUCGUCCAAACUCGUGGCCAACCAUCGAGUCGUCCCAAAGCCUGCCGACGACUACGCGUUCAACAAAUACAAGACCCGCCGCUACGACGGCUCCGCCACCGGCGACAACAAAGUGAUGAUUUUUGACAACUCGAGCACCACUUCCAUCAGUUCCGACUGUAGCGUCAAUUUGUCGAAGUCAUCGAAGUCGACCUCCUCUUCGGCCUCCAAUGUGGCCCGACUUCAGACGUCGAUUCCACGGCCGGCCAACUCUCGGACACCGACGCCUCCCAUACCGGCUAAGUAUACCACGAAUCAGCGGAAAGCCAUUCAAACUCAACCUAAAUAUAGCGAAAGAAAUGUCAAAUCAGGUCAAAAUCAAAACAAUACAAUUAAUGAUCGCCUGAAUGGCAAUGAAGUGGUGAGAAGUGAUAUUAAGGUGAUGAAGACUAAGAGCACCGCUUCCAGUGAUUUGAACGCAACUAAAACUCAUAAUAACAAUAACGGUGUGAUCGCCGGCGGACCCACCGGUGGCCAGUCUUAUGGCACAAGUAUUAGGUAUACGACACAAGUGUCUGGUCUUCCGCGACCGCAAACGGCACACAUUGUCUCCACUUCUAGUCAGAGCGCAGACAACCAUAAGAUAAAAACUGUGAAUUAUAUGGAGAAUCGUCUCAAACACGGCAAAGUGAAGACAUCGGUUGAAAAUACACUGAAAGCGGCGAAGAAUUUACUAAAAUGUGAUCCAAAGGCACGAAAGAGUACAACACAAAGAAAUGAUAAUAAGAGAACGGUUCCCAUUAAUACAUCGGUUCCCAUUAAGUCGGAAAAGGGUAUCAAACGAGAGGCAAAUACUACAGCGGUUCCCAUUAAGUCGGAAAAGGGUUUCAAACGAGAGUCAAACACAUCCAACACUGGAGGCCAACCGCCGAAACGUUUGCGUUCGGAUGUGAAGCCAGACAUUAGUAUCAUUAAAAUUGAACGAAAGCCGGAAGUGAUUGACGACGAGAUUGAGAUCCUUUCGGUUCGGGACAUACCGUUGAGGAAAGCGUUCAAAUCAGCGAUGCCUUCGUUGAAAGAGAAAACCCAACCGCUGUUCAGAAGCACUCCUUCCACUUCCAGCGAAGGACAGACACACACAUCGAGACCUAAGAAGAAACGCGCGACAAAAGAGGCCACAGAACCAGUGGACCAGUUCUCACCCGUUAUAGUAUUAGAUCGAUGCGUUGCGCCACAAGUUGACCACUAUUUCGAUGAUAUUAUUAAAAAGAAAUUACAGGAAUUAGAAGCACUCACUUCUAAUGCCAAACAGAGCGCUCGAAAGACUUUUCCCAAACGAGCCAACAAUAAUGGCAAUACAGACGCCACACCUGUUUCUAGUGAUCACAUGAAUGGCAAAAACUAUGAUAAUGUUUCCAAUACUAAACCCGAAGAAAAAAAGAGUACCAUUCUAUUCGAAGAGUUAGAACCGUUGACAGGGAAUCCAAAUGUGGGUGAUUUAUUGGCGUUCAAAAUGUUAACGCUGUCGAGCGAUGGCCACACGAUGGAGGCCUCGCCCUUCAAUGUCGGAUCCGCUCUUCACGUCAAUAAAGACAACCGAAUGGUCGAUAUUCUACUUCAGGAUACACUCCAUCGGCAAAGGAACGCAAAGACCGAUUAUAACCGCGAAGAACAUCCCUCUCAUAUCAUAUCAUUGAAGAUCAAUUGGUCCACAGUUUUAGAGCCCAAACUCAUCCAAAGAGCCCAAACAAAAAUCUCAUAACACGUAUAUCUCGUUCACACAAAAUAUGUUUAAUUGGUAACAAUCGCUCAUCAAAUGAAUACAUAAUCGCAUGA